Messenger RNA from Penicillium hordei, 9705 nucleotides. RefSeq names its product Nonribosomal Peptide Synthase (NRPS). Gene Ontology annotation, molecular function: catalytic activity; phosphopantetheine binding. The record is from RefSeq and is a predicted model, not a curated record. Gene Ontology annotation, cellular component: cytoplasm. NCBI's taxonomy places the organism in Eukaryota, Fungi, Ascomycota, Eurotiomycetes, Eurotiales, Aspergillaceae. Bases 1 to 9705 code for a protein of 3234 amino acids. Gene Ontology annotation, biological process: secondary metabolite biosynthetic process; amino acid activation for nonribosomal peptide biosynthetic process. The transcript has 3 exons.
AUGUCUCCAAUCGACAGCAUCGAGACAUGCCUUUUUCCUAAUUUUAAUGAUGGCUCGAAAUCCGAUGACGAGGUUGAAUCCCUCCCAAUAAUCCUUGAAGAGUAUGAAAGAAUUUCAGCCUUUUGCGGAGCCCAUUCUAUCCCGUUCAGUGCCCUUUUUUAUCUUGCCUGGGCUAUUGCGCUGAAGCGUUAUACUGGUACAGACUCUCCCUGCUUUGGUACCGUGACCACCGAGUCCGAUUUGCAGGUUUUUGCCCUGAAUAUCCAAGAUGAAGAUACUGUUGUUAGCCUUGCCCAGAAUAUCGCCAGCGGAGGCUCCAGUGCUCGAACUCUGCCAUGGCCUGCCGCGGGGCAGGUCUGCAACACAGCCACCCUGGUCAGAGGCGGCCAGAAUAACGGCAAGCUGGCAAAGGACCUUAUAUUGAUGAGAUCUGUUAAAGAGGGAUUCAAUGCGAAGUUUGAUGUGCUCCUGAUUAUGACUGUAUCAGCUGCCGGAACCACUCUGGAGCUUAAGUACAAUUCGUCUUAUCUCUCUUUCAGCCAAGCCUGCAACCUGCAGCAUACCUUGGCUCAGCUUCUGGCUGACAUGACAGCCAGUCCAGCCGGUUUGGUUGAAGAAAUGUGGCCACUGAGCAAGAGAGACCGCGAGCAAAUCCUUGGCUGGAACAGUUCGCCACUAUCCACUAGCUACACUUGUAUUCAUGAUGUGAUCAGCUGCCGUGCCAAAGCCAAUCCCGACUCUGAUGCUCUUUGUACAUUUGAUGGAGUUGUAUCUUAUAGGGAGUUUGAGACAUUAACAAACCGUCUGGCGUGUUAUCUAUUGGCCCAGGGGAUUCCCAAACACUCUAAGAUCCCCUUCUGUAUCGAGCGAUCUUCACUUGUCUUGAUUGCCAUGGUCGGAAUUCUAAAAGCUGGAGCUGCUUUUGUUCCCUUGACACCAGAGCAGCCCAUGGACCGCAUUCGUCUUGUGGUAGAAGAGGUUGAAGCUCCAUUGGUUGUGACCUCGCCAACACAGGCCGGGAAAUUGUCAUUUGUCGCCCCCCUGGCCAUUUUAUCCGGCGAUAUCCUUGAAAAUUCACCAGUCAAUUUGUCACAACUCCAUGGCUUGUCCACACCUGAUGACCUGGCAUAUGUUAUGUUCACUUCCGGAAGCACUGGGAAACCCAAGGGAGUAUUGAUGGAACACAAAGCCUCCUGCUCGAGUUCAUUUGGAUACUUGAGAGAUCUGAACAUGAAUGAAAAAUCCCGUGUAUUUCAAUUUGCUCCCUAUACCUUUGACGCAAGUAUUUUUGAAACCCUCAGCGCUCUCAUGUGUGGAGGUUGUGUUUGCAUUCCAUCCGAGCAUGACCGCAUGAACGAUGUGGAAGGUGCGAUAAGGAGAUUGCGCGCCAACAUUGCGUUGUUCACUCCAACAGCGGGCUCCUUGCUCAACCCUGAAGCAACCGGACUUAAAAUGGUUGUGACUGGAGGUGAACCAGUUCCAAGAAAAUUCCUCCAGGACUGGGCUGAAUCCGUGCAUCUCGCACAGGCAUACGGACCAACUGAGGCUGCAGUUUGCAUCACCCUUCAGCGAGGAUUGACUAUAGACGCCACCCCUAGCAACAUUGGAAAGAGCACAUGGGGACACAUCUACCUCGCGGACCCCAAAGACCCUCACCGGCUGGCUCCAGUGGGUGCAAUUGGUGAGAUGCUUAUUGAAGGUCCAAGUCUUGCUCGUGGAUACCUCAACAACUCCACCGCCACGGAUGCUGCUUUCAUUGAGAUUCCCAGUUGUUUCGACAACAAGAAGAUGGUUCGGUGCUAUCGCACCGGUGACCUUGCGCGAUACGGCAGCGAUGGUUGCAUCCAUAUUCUGGGCCGCAAGGACACUCAGGUCAAGCUCCGCGGACAUCGUAUGGAACUUGGAGAGAUUGAACAUCAUCUUAACCUCUGUGCUCCAAAAGGAAUGAAUACAGCCGCCAUGAUCAUCUCAUCCUCGGAUAACCUUUACCCACCCAAGCUCGUUGGCUUCCUCGAGUCGAAAGAAACUACCCUCGAUGCAUCGCUUUUUCUUCAAAUCGAAUCCACACUUUACCAGAACCUUCCCAGUUACAUGGUUCCCUCCGAUUUUCUAACGUUGUCCGAUUUUCCCAUUGCUCUUUCGUCUGGUAAACUUGACCGAAAGACGAUGUGCCAAAUUGGAGAGAAAAUGUUGGAGGAGAAACAGAAGCAAAAGAGCGGUUCUAGGCCACCCAGUACACCUAUGGAAUGUGCUUUGCAGGGUCUUUGGGCCAAGGUCCUACAUCUUGCUGAUCCAAGUGCCAUUGGUGCCGAAUCCGACUUUAUCAAAGUUGGAGGUGAUUCUAUCAACGCAAUGAAACUAGUGGUGGCCGCAUGUUCAAACGGUGUGUCGCUGACGGUUGAAGACGUCUUGCGUAACCCCAAACUCUGCGAUAUGGCGUCCGUUGCGUCUUCUGGAAAAGUUAAAAAAACCAGUAAGCUUGUGCCUUUCGCAUUGCUGGACGCAAAAGACGUUGCAGAUAUCAAAGAGAAGGCUGCCUCAGCUUGCGAUGUCUCCGAAGAUGUCAUUGAGGAUAUCUAUCCAUGUACCCCUUUGCAAGAAGGAUUCAUGGCGAUCUCAUACCGACAACAAGGGUCAUAUGUUGGCCAAUAUGUCUUUUCGGUCGCUGGGAUUGUCCCCACACACGCCCUCAUGACAGCGUGGGAAGCUGUCUAUGCAGCUUCACCAGCUCUGCGAACCCGGAUCAUCUCUAUUGAUGAUGACAAGACUCUCCAGGUUGUGGUACGUGAUACUAUUAAUUGGCGGAAAUCAGACGACUUGGAUUUGUAUAUCAAGUCAGAGGACCUGUCCAUGCAAUUAGGCGAGCCCUUGAGUCAACAUGCCAUUAUCCUCGACAAACGCUCUAAUUCCACGAAACUGGUUUGCACGCUGCAUCACGCAAUCUAUGACGGUUGGACUUUGAAGCUGCUCGAGGAACGUCUUCACAAGGCCUAUGCUGGUCAAAAUCUCGUUCCUGACCAGUUCAGUACUUUCCUUCGGUUCACACAAUAUCUUGACAAGGGUCCAAUGGCAGAAUUCUGGAAGAACUAUCUUGCCGGUGCAAAGAAAACGUGCUUUCCAACACUCGUGCUUCCAGGUUAUGUGCCAAAGCCCCAGAGCAGCAGGAGACAUGAGAUCAAACUGGGAAAUGUUGGAUCUAUGGGUGUCACGGCUUCUACGUUGAUUCAAGCCGCAUGGGCUAUUCUUCUCGCUCGUCUCACCGAAGAAGAAGAGGUCGUGGUAGGUACCACAUUGACUGGUAGAACUGUAGAUCUGGAAGGCAUUCAAGAUAUGGCUGGACCAACAAUCACCACAGUCCCCAUCCGAGUCCGAUUGUGUGAUUAUGUAGCUGCCAACUUCGGAGACACUGUGAAAACCCGACGGAGUCGGCCACUGACGGAAAUCUUGACAGAGAUGCAGGAAUACGCCAAAACCGUCAUUCCUCAUCAGCACUACGGACUGCAGAACAUCCAAAGUCUCAGCGAAGAGAUUCACAAUGCCUGUGAUUUCCUCAGUCUACUGGUUGUUCAGGCACCAGAUCAGAUGGGCCAUGUCAAGUUGUUCACUGGAAAAUACGCAAAUGACAACAUGGACGGUCUUCACACAUAUGGUUUGCUAUUUAGCUGUGAAUUGACUGACUUCGGUGUCAAUGUCCUGGCUAGCCAUGAUAAACACUUGAUCAAUGGUGACCAGGUUUCUCGUCUUCUUUUCCAGCUCGACAAUAUCCUGCAACAGAUGUGCAACGGCCAAAACGCUACGGUUGAUGAUUUACUUCUUGCUAGCCCUCAGGAUGAGAGUGAGAUUGGUGUAUGGAACUCCAACAUCACAGAGCCAAUCAAUGAUUGUGUGCAUAACAUGAUCAAGAAGAACUGUAACAGAAACCCGAGUGCUCCAGCCGUCGAUUCUUGGGAUGGUAACCUUACCUAUCAGGAACUGAUUAGUCUUUCUUCCCGCUUGGCUGCUGAGCUGGUCUCUCGUGGUGUUGGUCCAGAAGAAAUCGUGCCAUUGGCUUUUGACAAAUCGAUGUGGACAAUUGUUGGUGUUUUAGGAGUUCUCCAAGCUGGUGGAGCAUUCACUAUUUUGGAUAUGGCGUUGCCAAUUGAGCGUAUCAAGCUCAUUAUCCGUAAGACAUCUGCGAAGGUGGUGGUUGCUGGUCGAUCAGCCCUCCGCAAAUUGUCCAUCCCUGAAAUGUUCAUUCUGGAUGACAGCACAGUCCCUAACCUUCCCACCUCGACCGAUACCCUGAAUCGUGUCAAUGUUGGCCCGAGCAAUGCUGCCUAUAUCAUGUUUACUUCCGGAAGUACUGGUGAGCCCAAAGGAUGUGUUCUUGAACACGGAUCCUUUUGUACGAGUGGGUGGGGACAGGGUCAAGCAUUUGGAAUGAAUCCAUCGACUCGGUCAUUGCAGUUUGCAUCAUACAGUUUCGCAGCUUCCAUCAUUGAGAUAUUGACUACAAUGAUUCAUGGCGGAUGCGUUUGCGUUCUGUCUGACGAGGAACGUAUGAACAACAUCUCCAAUGCAAUCCGGGAUCGUAACGUGAACUGGGCGUUCCUUACGCCAUCUUUACUUGGUGUGUUAGAACCCGAGACUGUCCCAUCUCUCAAGGCACUCUCCAUUGGCGGCGAAGCAAUCCGUGCUGCACAAAUUGCGGAAUGGGCUGACCGUGUCGACCUUCAACACGGAUAUGGAAAUGCCGAAUGCUGUGGUGUUGUUUGCACCAACAGCUUGAAGCAGACCUCGGACACAAAGGAUAUCGGUCAUGCGUAUACGGGAAGAUGCUGGAUCGUUGAGCCCAACAACGCUGAUAAGCUCACACCUGUCGGGUGCGUCGGAGAGAUUGUCAUCGAAGGUCGUGUUGUUGGACGAGAGUACAUGAAUGAGCCAGUCAAGACACGGGCGGCCUUCAUCUCUGCACCUGAAUGGCGCAGUCGGUUUGGGCCAAUGCCUGCUGGCACUGGGUUCUAUCGAACAGGCGAUCUUGGACGUUACAGUGCCUCUGAUGGUAUGUUGCAGUAUAUGGGACGAAAGGACACACAGAUCAAGUACCAUGGCCAACGUAUUGAACUGGGUGAAAUCGAAUACCACGUCAAGCAGUCCGCACCGGAAUGGGCUGAAACGGUUGUGGAGUUGGUUAUUCCUGAGAAUGGUACUAAGGAUAACGCUGUUCUUGCUGUCUUCAUCGUCCUUAAGGAUUAUUACGAUGGACCAGAAGAUCUGAAAAACCUCAGCGAGAUCACCAGGUCGAUGACCAGAGAUAUUGCAAAGAAUAUCAUCUCUGGAAUUACUGGAGUUGUACCCAAAUAUAUGAUUCCAACUGUUUUUCUACCGCUCAAGCAAAUGCCAAUGACCUUGUCCGGAAAGACAUACCGCAAGGGACUGCGGGAGAUUGGUGCGGGUCUUACCGUUCGCGAAAUGAAGAGCAUUCUUAAUACCCAAAAGACAACCACUGCUGUGACAACCCAACAAGAACAGGUCCUCCAAAGGUGCUGGGCUGUUGUUCUCGGCGUGGAAAAGAGCGAAAUCUCUGCCCAGGAUAGCUUCUUCUCCAUAGGUGGUGACUCUUUAAGUGCUAUGCAACUAGUUGCCACUUGCCGCAGUGAGGGCAUCUCCCUGACAGUGAGAGAUAUAUUCCGUUUCCACAGGCUGGGAGAUAUGGCCAAGAAGUGUACUAUCGCCAAGGACUCCAAGGUUAAUCGCCUUGUACCAUUCAAGCUUCUGGGUGAUGACCGUGACACCAUUGUGGAAGCUGUUCUCUCCAAUUUGCCCGACCACAGUACGAAGGACAUUCAGGAUAUCUAUCCAGCUCUGUCAUCUCAAAGGGAGACGCUCAUCACAUCCACGCGAAUUGUAGGCGCAUAUAUGGCUCAGUUCUGUCUGAAACUUCACCAUGAUGCAGAUGUUGAUCGUUUUAGAUCUGCGUGGGAAAAGACUAUCUCCGAAAACGAAAUCCUUCGAACUCGGAUUGUUAAUACUGAUGCUUUCGGUUCCAUGCAGGUCAUCUCUAAUCAUUCCCCCAAAUGGGUUGUCAACGCCGAUUUGGACAACUAUCUCCAGGAAGACCAGGCACUUGGUAUGACCUUUGGUGAGGCACUUUGCCGCUCUGCUAUUUCCCGUGACCAGGAGACAGGUUGUCCUAUCGUUAUUAUCAGCUUGCAUCACGCCUUGUAUGAUGGUUGGUCGCUGCCAACACUCUGGAAGACCCUAAGCAACAACUACCAAGGUCGUAAAAACCACCCUGGGCUCGGAUUCAACGAGUACAUUGAUGUGCUUCAAAGGCAGGAUAAGAGCGAGGCCCGGAAUUUCUGGAAGUCGUACUUGGCAGGUGCCCCAACGAGUCGAUUCCCCAGCGUUCCUAAGAAUCACCAGGUUCACGUCGAUAGCAGGAUGGAAUACGAGUUGCCCUCUGGCAAGCCGGCUGUUGCUGGUGUCACUGUUUCAUCGGUGCUCCGUGUUGCUUGGGCUCUGCUCAUUUCUCAAUACACAGCAGAGGACGAUGUGAUAUUUGGAGGAGUUCACGCCGCCCGGAAUGUAGACAUCCCAGGUAUUGAACGAAUGAUUGCGCCAACUGUGACUUCCGUCCCAGUUCGGGCAAUUUUCGAGCCCGAACAGCAAGUCACCAAGUUGCUUUCUACUUUCCAGGAACAAGCGACUGCCAUGAUGCCGUUCGAGUCUCUCGGAUGGACCGAGAUUCAAUCGCUCAACGCAGAUACGACUGCUGCCUGCAACUUCAAUAGCCUGUUUGUUGUCCAGGCCGGUGUUAACAAGGCCCAGCCUGAUGGAUUUACUUACACUGAGCUCAAUCAUGACAUGGACAAGUUCUACAUCCAUCCAUUGAAUGUAGAAUGCGAGUUUUUUGACGAAGAACCCGUCAAGACAACGGUCAACUUUGACUCGAAGGUCAUGAGCCUAAGACAAACUGAACGAAUCCUGCAUCAAUUGGAGUCUAUUCUGCACCAGCUAUGGGAUGCGGACGACACCUUGAGGAUCAAGGAUAUUCAGGGGUCUUGCCCUCAGGACCUUCUCGAAAUCAUCAAAUGGAACACCAAGCAUGCCCCACUCAGCGAGAAGAUCAUCCUUCUUGCUCAAGAACAACAAAAGAGUAUUUCUCAAGCUAGCAGCUAUCGUCCAUGGAUCGUGAGCCCGCGAAAUUUUACUCAACUUGCUGGUAUCGGGGCAAUUGGCGAGCUGCUCAUUGAGGAUAAUAGCAAGCCCAAGCUCCGCCCAUCAGCAAACCGAUUCUGGCCCACCAACUCACCUAUAUACAUCGGGAAACUCAUGCCCACUGGCCUUCUGGUACGGUACAACGAAGACGGAACUGUUUCCUACAUUGAUAAGGUGCGCAAGUCAGACAACAGCCGGAUUCAACUGCGACUGUUAGAGGAAACAAAUUCCCAAGUCGAACGAUCAUUACCAGGAGACAUCAAAUAUGCUGUUAAAAUUUUCUCUCCUUCUGGAGAGAGCUCGAUUACCGUUGUCUUCGUUUCCCUCAAAUCUGAAUCUGGGGGAACUCACCCAGUGUUCCUGCAAGAGGACUCACCUGGUCAUUAUGCGAUCCGUGAAAAGAUUAUUCUGGGAAUUGAACGCCUGAAGGCGUCCAUCCCAUCUUUCAAAUUUCCACAGUUUGUUCCAGUCUCUCACAUUCCCGUUCUGACUACUGGUGAUGCAGACGAUGGUGUGUUAGACAAGGUCGUACCCGACAUCAACGAGUCAUACUUCCUGGACCUCAACAAGUUGGAAGUUGCGCAAUCAAGACAGUUAACCAGUGCUGAGGAAACCAUGGUGCAUCUCUGGGAACAGGUUCUAAAUAUUAAAUCCGACCUGAUCGGCCACCAGGAUGAUUUCUUGCAACUAGGUGGCGAUUCAGUUAGGGCCAUGCGAUUGGUUGCCUCGGCACGCAAGGCCGGUUACUCUCUCACCGUUCGGGAUAUCUAUAACACUCCAGUAUUGUCCGAGAUGGCCAGCAUUGUGAAGCCAAUAGCCAGUAAAACUGCACCAAAGGCGCAAACCACAAUCACCAAAGAGAUGACUUCAAAUACCACCAAGGAAGUCUCCGUAGCAGCGAAGAUACCCGCAGCAGCACUGGCCCGAAUGGGUUUGUCAGAGGCAGAAAUUGAAGACGUCGUACCGUGUCUCUCUUUGCAGAAGCGAAUGCUGUGCAGCAGUUUGGUGGAAAACGCAGGUUUGAUCUACCACUACUGCAUUGCCAUUCCCUCGACAAUCGACAUCAUCCGUCUGACUUCCGCAUGCACGAAGCUAGUACGCCAUCACUCAAUCCUGCGGACUGUCUUUGUGAGAGGUCAAGACAACGAGAAUUUGCAGGUUGUGUGCAAGCCCUCUACCACUGAUAUUCAUAUUGAAGAAGUCAACGGCAAUCUCGCUAACGGCAGUGAGCAAUUUAUUGCUGAAGACAAGAAGUCUUGCAGCAUUUUUGAUAAGCCCAUUUUGCGAUUCAUUAUGCUUCGUGAUCUCCAGCAACGGACUAGUCGCUUCAUAAUUCGGCUGUCUCACGCCCAGUACGAUGGAUCUAGCAUCUCUAUUCUUCUGCAGGAUCUUCAAUCCGCAUACGUCGGAGACACCAUGUCUACUCCAGCCAGAUUUGGUGAUUUUGUCCGCAGCGUGCAUGCCGCGGAUACAACCGCCUCUCGUAAAUUUUGGGAAAAAACAAUGGGAGAGACUAAAAUGUCCAAUCUAGUGGAGCACGACACCCCCUCCGUUUCAAACUAUAUGGAUGCAUUGAUUCCUCGCAGCAUUCCCCGAGCCGUGUGGGAGCAGAUCGGCUACCAGCCUUCCAACGUACUCAAGACAGCCUGGGCCAUGAUUCUUGGUCAGCUGAUACAGUCAUCUGAUGUAGUUUUUGGUGAGGUCAUUGCCAACAGGAACCUGGAUAUGGAAAACGUCGAGACUGUGCUGGGGCCCUGUGCCAACGUUGUCCCAGUCCGGGUUCAAAUGAACCACAGAACCGUUCGCGACAUCCUAGCAGACAUCAAAGACCAAUCCAUCGCCAGAGUCCCGUAUGAAAGCGCCCCAUUCGAACAGACCAUGGCCGCACGUACCGAGUGGCCGCAUUGGGCCCGUUUCAGCUCGCUGGUCGUGCAUCAAGAUAUCGAAGUCUGGACUGACUAUGAUUCAGUCACAGCCAUGAACUUUGGAGGUGAAACCUGCAAACUCAGCUGGACAGAGCCAGUCUGGGACAUGGCGGAUUUGGCUGUUAUGUCGAGACCAGAGGGAGACAACAUCGUGAUCCAUGUCAACUUCAGCCGACAGCUCAUUCCCGAACACAUGGCUAUCACGAUCCUGGAUCAAUUAGAGGCUUGUAUUAACAGCCUUUCUCAGCAAAUGAACCAGUCUUUCACCUCGAUGAAGGGUGUUGUGAAUGGGCUCGCCCCGCCAUUCCCGAUAAGACAGGAACGGGCUGUCGUGGACGCACCUAAGGCGGAUCCUGAGGUGCAGAGACGGGUGCAUCAGGCGUGGAAGGCUGUAUUUCCUAACCGAUGGAUGCUUUCUUCGGGGAAUAAUGUGGAAAAUGUGAGCUUUUUGGAAUGGGGGGCUGAUUUAGUGACAGUGGCAGCGUUGAAAGACGCGUUGAAGAGUGAAGGAGUGGAGGCGACGGUUGGGCAGUUGCUGGCUAGUCCAACCAUGCGGGAGCAGGCUGUCGUGUUUGCAUGA